Molecule: messenger RNA, 1191 nt
Organism: Sorghum bicolor (sorghum)
Lineage: Eukaryota; Viridiplantae; Streptophyta; Magnoliopsida; Poales; Poaceae
Exons: 6
Coding region: 128-970 (280 amino acids)
Source: RefSeq, a predicted model, not a curated record
UUUCUUGCGUACACAAACCUUGCGUGUUCGAAAAAAAGAAUGAUCAACCCUGCACGGCAGCCAACUACUUACUUAUUGGCCCGGGGAACGAACGCCAGACUCCAGGAAUUGCCAUUGCAGGUUAGACAUGUCAAUACUACACCUCCCCUCAUACCGUCCUGCAGUCCAUCCAGUGUAUAGGGGUGCUGGAUCAGGAGGGAGCACACCACUCAGAUCAGCGGCGGAUCAGAGACCAAGCUCAGAUUCAAGAAGAUCAAGAAAGGGCCUUGCCCUGAGUUCUCCGUCGUCGCUUACCACUACAUGCGCUCUCAAGACGCCUUCCUCGUAUGGCGGAUCGAGGGAGAAGGUCAACAACCCCAGGGACCUCUUCACCUUCUCCUACAAGUUCAGCACCGAUAUCCCGAUGAGCGAAACGCAAGGGGCGUCCAUCGAUGAGUACCUGCAGAACAGUCCCAGGAUCGUCGGAGCUGUGUUCCCGGAUCAGCGCAAAAGAAGAAAGAUCAACGACGAAGAAUGGAGCGUGCAGCUCUUGCCCAUCCAGUUCCUCUUCCUGUCGGCGUCGCCGGUGAUCGUGAUGCGCUUCGUCAGCAAGUCCGGCGGGAAGGAGUACCCGCCCAACGUCCCCGUCCACGCCACCAGCCUCCUCCUCAUGGAAGUGACGGACUACAAGCUGAAUGGUCUGGACAGCAACGCCAUGCCGUCGCACCUGGCCCUGACCGUGCGAGGCCUGAUGUACCCGCAGCGGCAGCGGGAGGGGAGGAAGAGCCUCAAGGGCCACGUCGAGAUGACCGUCGGCUUCGACCUCCCGCCGGUGCUCGCCUUGGUCCCGGAGAGCAUCAUCAGAGGCGUCGGCGAGACGGUGUUGAGGAAGAUGGCGGAGCAGAUGAAGCAGGACAUGGACACAGGCCUGGCAGCAGAUUUCAAGAAGUACAGCAGGGAGAAGCUAACCGAGAGGCGCACAUCACCCUGAAUUAAUUUUGAGACACAUUUCACAAUCACAUCCCUGUAUCAAUGUAUCAUCAACAGUAGCCAUAACUAGGAAUUCUUUCGACUCCCAGUGCUGUCAACCUCUUGCACUAUUCAUUCACCAGUUGGAUGACACCAAAUAAUGAUAAUAAAUAACUUGAUGUAUCACAUUUUAUUCACUGUAACAAUGUUGCUCAUAAUUACAAGAGUAUCCAUCCAAUCCAA